Molecule: messenger RNA, 1240 nt
Organism: Mercurialis annua (annual mercury)
Lineage: Eukaryota; Viridiplantae; Streptophyta; Magnoliopsida; Malpighiales; Euphorbiaceae
Product: abscisic acid receptor PYL8-like
Exons: 3
Coding region: 274-864 (196 amino acids)
Biological process (GO): abscisic acid-activated signaling pathway
Cellular component (GO): cytoplasm; nucleus
Molecular function (GO): protein phosphatase inhibitor activity; abscisic acid binding; signaling receptor activity
Source: RefSeq, a predicted model, not a curated record
AAUAUUUAAAAAAAAUACAAAAAUUAAGUGCAAGUGGCCAUUUAUUAAAGAUUUUAAAUCCUUUUUUAAAUAAAGAAAACGAUCGAAUGGGGAAAAAGAAAAAAAAAACUCUCGACCUUUCGCUAUUGGAGGAGCUGCUGCUAUUUCCUCCCCUUCCCCAAUCCGUCGCCGUUUUACCGUCGUGGCGGUUAAUUUUCCCUUCUCCACCGUUAAAACCUCCGAUCUCUUCGCUCUUUACUUUUCUUUAAUUUUCCGAUCACUGCGUUACCUGAAAUGGUAACCACCGAUUUCACCACCGUCAACGACAACAAUAGUAAUGCGUUUCACAAAAUGGAAGACGAUUACAUAAGGCUACACCACGAACACGAUGUUAAAGAUAAUCAGUGCAGCUCUUCUCUUGUUAAACACAUCAAAGCUCCCGUUCCUCUAGUGUGGUCUUUGGUGAGGAGAUUUGAUCAACCGCAAAGGUACAAACCGUUUGUGAGUAGGUGCAUUAUGAACGGUGACCUUCAGAUUGGAAGUGUUAGAGAAGUGAAUGUUAAAUCUGGACUUCCGGCUACAACUAGUACUGAACGAUUGGAGCUUCUUGAUGAUGAGGAGCAUAUUUUUAGGAUCACUAUUGUUGGUGGUGAUCAUCGUCUUAAGAACUACUCGUCUGUUAUUACUGUCCAUCCAGAAGUCAUUGAUGGGAGACCGGGGACAAUGGUAAUUGAGUCAUUUGUUGUUGAUGUGCCAGAUGGGAACACUAAGGAUGAAACAUGCUAUUUUGUUGAGGCUUUGAUUAAAUGCAACUUGACGUCACUAGCUAAUGUGUCUGAGCGUUUGGCUGUGCAAGACCGGACUGAGCCUAUUGACCGAAUCUAAAGGGUAUGUGGAAGGUUUCUGUGCACUGGUUAUGUUUUGCAUGUGGAAAUGUUAGGUUCUUGUUUUCAGAAGAUGAUCAAGCGUUUGGCAUCCUAGAGGCAAAGUCAGCUUCUCUUUUCUUUAUACUCUAUGCUCAUUCUCUUUUCACCAUUUGGAUAUCUUGUCUAUAGUAGGUGACAAUCAAGUUCAUCCACGGUCAUGUCUCCGAAACGAAACAAUUAAUUAGGAUUUCAUUUCUUUUGAAUUUUCUGUGCUAUAAUAAUGGGAUAUGUAUUGACCGCUGAUUGUAAAUAUCUAUGCAUGGGGGAAUCUUUCAAUUGUUUAUUUGCAUAUCCAAUUCCAGCUAUAUUAAAUGCUUGCUUCUUGGCAUUGUCUA